AUGGCGGCGACGGCGGGCUCCUCCUCACCUGGUUCCCUCCUCCUCCUGCGGAAGGUCGGCGGCCAUGGCAGCUGGGUUCCUGCGGCAGCGGGAUUUGACGGUGGUCGCAGUCGGCGAGCGGCGGGGUUCGCCGUCUCCUGCACCGCCGUGAAGCCCUCCUCUCCCGUCUCGCCGCUGGCCGCGGCGGCGCAUUCGCCGUCGGAUCGCGUCUUCAAUUUUGCGGCCGGGCCGGCGACGCUCCCGGAGAAGGUCAUACGGAAGGCGCAGGAGGAGCUCGUGGACUACCGCGGGAGCGGGAUGAGCAUCAUGGAGAUGAGCCACCGGGGGAAGGAGUUCGACGGGGUGAUCAAGAAGGCGGAAUCGGAUCUCCGAGAGCUGCUCGGCAUCCCCUCCGAUUACUCCGUCCUCUUCCUCCAGGGCGGCGCCACCACUCAGUUCGCCGCCAUCCCCCUCAACCUCUGCUCCCCGGAGGACUCCGCCGACUUUAUCGUCACCGGCUCCUGGGGGGACAAGGCCUACAAGGAAGCUCAAAAGUACUGCAAGGCCAAUCUGAUCUGGUCUGGCAAGCCGGAGAAGUACACAAAGAUCCCCUCCUUCGACCAGAUCCAGCAGACCGCCGGCGCACGUUACCUCCACAUCUGCGCCAACGAGACCAUCCACGGUGUGGAAUUCAAGGACUACCCGAUCCCCGCAGGUGCCGGAGCCGGUGAGGUCUUGGUGGCGGACAUGUCCUCCAACUUCUGCUCCAAACCGGUGGAUGUCUCCAGAUUCGGCCUGAUCUACGCCGGCGCGCAGAAGAACGUGGGGCCUUCCGGCGUCACCAUCGUCAUCGCCCGCAGCGAUCUCCUCGGCAAGGCGCAGCCGAUCACGCCGGUGAUGCUGGAUCUGAAGAUCCACGCCGACUCCGCGUCGCUGUACAACACGCCGCCGUGCCUGGCCAUCUACGUCUGCGGGCUGGUGUUCGAGGACCUGCUGGAGCAGGGCGGGCUGAAGGAGGUGGAGAAGAAGAACGCCCACAAGGCCGGGAUCCUCUACGACGCCAUCGACGGCAGCGGGGGGUUCUACGUCUGCCCCGUGGAGGAGUCCGUGAGGUCGCUGAUGAACGUCCCCUUCACCCUGGAGAGGUCCGAUCUGGAGAAGAAGUUUAUCGAGGAGGCCGCCAAGGAGGGGAUGGUCCAGCUCAAGGGCCACCGCUCCGUCGGCGGCGUUCGCGCCUCCAUCUACAACGCUAUGCCCCUCGCCGGCGUCGAGAAGCUCGUCGCCUUCAUGAAGGACUUCCAAGCCAGGCAUCCUUGA
Molecule: messenger RNA, 1296 nt
Organism: Spirodela intermedia
Lineage: Eukaryota; Viridiplantae; Streptophyta; Magnoliopsida; Alismatales; Araceae
Source: the annotation of a GenBank genome assembly